This is a messenger RNA of Chlamydomonas reinhardtii, 1253 nucleotides long. RefSeq lists its product as uncharacterized. The transcript is spliced from 7 exons. The record is from RefSeq and is a predicted model, not a curated record. Bases 43 to 939 code for a protein of 298 amino acids. Lineage: Eukaryota; Viridiplantae; Chlorophyta; Chlorophyceae; Chlamydomonadales; Chlamydomonadaceae.
GUAAAUUGAAUUUGUUUGUGCUGUAGAAGCACACAGGGAACAAUGCGUGCCGCUCUCGCGCUCCUGCUCCUCUUGCCAGCGGUCGCGCUGGCCAGCAGCGGCCAGUAUGUUGGCUUCUCUGCUCCGCUUCUUGUGUGGGGCAGCAAGGGACAGGGAGCUCGCGUCUCCUAUGAGGUUGUGAGUAACGUGGAGGAGGUGGCGUCUGAGCUUGUGCUGAAUGCUCUGGGCAAGGAGGCUGGCAGCCACAAGCUGCAGGGCGUGGAGAGCAGCACCGUGGUUAUGUUUGUAGGGAACCAGCUGGACGCUGCGGACAUGCGUAGCCGCACGGAGGCUGUUGAUGCUCUGAGCGGGCUCAUCAACGCCGCGCCUGCGUCCCUGGUCAUGCCAUACUCUGUCAGCAAGGGUGCUCCCAUUCGCGAGAGCGUCUGCGGCAAGCUUGACACUGCUGGCGUGCAGCACGAGGUUGUGGCUUGCAAGGCGCCCUCGGAGGACCUAAAGGCGGAUGUGGCUGCCGCUCUGGCGAAGGGCAACGGCGCCAAGAAGCAUGUGGUGAUUGUCUGCUCCAACGUCGACGCUGCCCUGGAGGGCACCAACGCGGGCCUGGCCGCUGAGGUCGAGCAGCUGCAGCAGGUCCAGGCAGCCGUUGACGCCGCUGAAAUCGACAGUGUGGUUGUGUACGCCUCCCAGCCGGUCCCCCGCGCCGCAGACCUGGCUGCCCAGGCUGGCAAGCGCCGCAGCCUGCUGGCCACCUACACUGGCUUCGGGCCCUACACCAGCUGCGGCACGCUGUGCCAGACGCAAGUCCGGUGGCUGGAGGCGAUGCUGGCCAUCCUGUUCAUGGCCCUGGCGUCCUGCGCCGGCCUGCUUUGCCUGUACGUGCUGGACACGCCGACUCGCUUCGAGUCGGCCAAGGAGGUGGGCGCUGGGCCGCAGAACUAAGCGGCGCUGCUUAAUAUGACGCUGUCUGGUGUAAGGGAAUGGAGAGAAUUUGGCGGAUGCCACUGACCAAAGCUUGCGACUACUGCGACGAAAUGCGCUGCCUGACAUAUAAAGGUUUUAGGCGCUGAUUGGGACCUGGGUUUGGAUGAGCGCGGCUGAUAGCUAGGGGUAUGCUGUAUGGCUGCCUGCACGUACGGUAGCAUUGAUUUGUCGAUGGAACAGGCAGAAAGAUGCAACGCAACAUGCACAAGAGAGAUGUAGUAACUGAGAGGCAUCAUGCGCGAAUGCGGGUGUAUGUGUAACCGUUGACAUGU